AUUCCAGCACACCUCACAUUGGCGAACACGGCUCUUUACUUUCGGUUUAACCUUCACAGGGAAUAAAUAGUAUAAACAAGCAGGAGCUCUUUGUCUGGCGCGUAUUAACCCACAGACUCCACGGAGAGGCGGACAGAAGGACAGAGACUCUUAAAAUGAUCCACUCCUGGACGUUUUGUUGCUCGGUUCUGGCCGUGUUCGCGCUGAGCGAAUCAACAACUAGGACUUAUUACAUCGGGAUUCGAGAGGAUUUCUGGAAUUACUCUCCCAGCGACCGAAAUCAGAUCAAAGACAUUGAUAUCACUCAUGACCUGCAUGCCUCUAAAUAUUUGGUCCAGGGUCCAACAAGAAUAGGUAGUGUGUAUAAAAAAGCUCUGUAUAAAGAGUACACAGAUAAAACUUUCACUACCGAGAUGACAAAACCAAACUGGCUGGGAUUCCUGGGACCUGUGAUUCGUGCAGAAGUGGGUGAUGAAAUUGUAGUGCAUCUGAAGAACUUUGCAACUCGACCUUAUUCAAUCCAUCCGCAUGGCGUCCUCUACAAGAAAGAGUCUGAAGGUGCAUGGUAUCCGGAUGGUACAUCUGGUAGGAAUAAGAGUGAUGACGCUGUGGCUCCAGGAGAAGCCCACACAUACACUUGGAAUGUGACAGAAGAGGUUGCUCCUGAAGAGUCUGACCCAAGCUGUCUUACAUCAAUGUACCAUUCUCAUGUAAAUUCUCCGAAAGACAUAGCAGCAGGACUCAUUGGAGUUCUGCUUAUCUGCAAAAAGGGAUCUCUAGACCCAUCUGGAACUCCAAAACCUGGCAUGCCUCGUGAGUUUAUCUUGAUGUUCAGUGCAGUGGAUGAAAAUCUUAGUUGGUAUCUUGAAGAAAAUAUUAAUAAGUACAGCCCUGAAGCUCUUGACCUGAGAGGGGAGGAAGAUUUUCAGACUUCGAAUCAGCUACACUCAAUAAAUGGCUAUGUUUAUGGUAACCUACCGAUACUGGAAUUGUGUCUUGGAAGCCCUGUGUUUUGGCACCUUUUUGGUAUCGGUAACACCAUAGAUCUUCACUCCAUCCACUUCUAUGGCCAAACCCUUCUCAACAAAGGUCACCGUACUGAUGUCCUCAGUCUAUUUCCUGCCACUUCACUGACUGCAACCAUGAUUCCCCAGACAGUGGGGAAGUGGUUAUUCGGUUGCCAGGUUGAUGAACACAUGCAUGCGGGUAUGCAGGGCAUUUAUGAGGUCACUUCCUGUGACACGGCUGCCCCCACAGCGCCCUCUGGUCAUGUUAGACAUUACUACAUCGCAGCGGAGGAGACAUAUUGGCACUACGCACCAUCAGGGAUAAACAGACUGACCAAUAAACUACUAAAUGAAUCAGACAGUUACUCUAAGGAAUUCUUCAGUACAGAAGAAGGAAGGCUGGGAGGAAAUUACACUAAGGUCAGAUACAUUGGCUACCACGAUGACACAUUUACUUUCAAGAUUGAUCAAAGUGGUUCAGAACAUCACCUAGGCAUCCUGGGUCCCGUCAUUAGGGGAGAACCUGGUGAUGUCAUUGAGGUGACAUUUCGAAAUAAGGCACACUAUAACUUCAGCAUGCAACCUCAUGGCGUGUCGUAUGACAAACUCUAUGAAGGAGUCAUGUAUCAGGAUGGUUCUCAGAAACCAGGGGCCAGUGUGGCACCAGGGCAGACGUUUGUCUAUCGCUGGCGGGUGACAGAAGGUCCCUCGGACAGUGACCCGCCCUGCCUGUCAUACUUGUAUUACUCAGGUACAGAUCCUGUCAAUGACACUAACUCUGGUUUGGUGGGACCGUUGCAAGUGUGCAAGAAAGGAGUUCUGGAUGAAAGUGGUCGACAGCAUAUAGGGUCAGAGGUGCAAAAAGAGUUUUUCCUCCUCUUCACUGUGAUGGACGAGAAUAAAAGCUGGUAUCUGGAAAAGAAUAUUAAUGAGUUUGGUAAUGAUGCGUCCGAUCCGGAAAUAUUUCAGGAGAGUAAUAAAAUGCCCUCUGUGAAUGGCUUCAUGUAUGGAAACCUUCCCAAUCUUGAUUUGUGUGAGGGAGAUCAUGUCGUUUGGCAUUUGAUGGGGUUGGGCUCAGUGGAUCUCCAUGGCGUUUACUUCCAGGGAAACACGUUUCAGUUGGAUAACACUACCCGUGACACACUCAGUCUCUUCCCGCACUCCAGUGUCACUAUCUCCAUGAAACCUGAUAAUGACGGUGCUUUUGAGCUAAGCUGUCUGACAACUUCUAACUACCGCGGUGGUAUGAGGCAGCUGUACACUGUCAAACCCUGCAAAGCGAACCCUGAUUCAAAGGUUACAACCUUUCAGCCUGAUGUGUAUUUCUACUUGGCUGCUGAAGAGGUGGAGUGGGACUACGCACCAAACAGGACAUGGGAGUUGGAGAAAUUCAACAAGACUGCUGAUGAAAGCUAUGGAAGCCUUUACCUAACAAAAUCCGAGAAUCGGAUUGGGUCCAAGUACAAAAAGGUGGUGUACCGCAGGUACAAGGACGAGACCUUCACAAGAACGGAUGACACUGGUCCUAACGAAGAGCAUUUAGGCAUUCUGGGUCCCAUUCUUAGGGUGCAAGUUGGUGAGAAGGUCCAAGUUGUGUUUAAGAACAAGGCCACUAGACCCUUUUCAGUUCAUGCUCAUGGAGUGAAGACCAGUAAGGCUCAGCCUGUUGAUCCAGAUAACAUAACGAGGUAUAACUGGAUAAUCAGUUCCGAUCCUGGACCCACUGAGCCAAAAUGCGCAACCUAUGUCUAUUACUCAUCUGUGGACUUUACAAAGGACUUGGCGAGUGGCUUGGUUGGGCCAUUAGUGGUGUGUCGCAAAGGGACUCUAAAUGAAACCAGACAGCAAAAGGAUGUGGAUAAAGAAUUUGCUCUGCUCUUUAUGAUUUUUGAUGAGAAUGAAUCGUGGUAUCUGGAGGACAAUAUAAAAAAAUACCUGAACAAAGACCUGGAGACUUUUUCUGAGAGUGAUGGGUUUUUGGAGAGUAACAUGAUGCAUGGUAUUAACGGAAAGCUUUAUGCUAACCUUCCUGGUCUGACGAUGCAGCAGGGAGAUCGGACCCAGUGGUAUUUAAUGGCACUAGGGAGUGAUGAAGACAUGCACACAGUACACUUUCACGAUCAGAGCUUUAUAUACAAGACGGACCACGCCCAUAGAGCUGACGUGUAUGGCUUGUUCCCGGGAACCUUUAAGACUGUUGAACUGCAGGCAGGAACACCAGGAACAUGGCUCCUUCAUUGCCAUGUGGCGGACCACAUCGACGCAGGCAUGGAAACAACCUACACCAUUAACGCCAAUGCAGCUGUGAAUUCCAAAGCAUGGACAAAUGACAUAUUGUUUGUGCAGUGGUUUUGUCGAAUACUGCUAGCCAUCACACCCGUCUUCUGGCUUCAAUAACUCAACAGAUGUGGACGGCUUAACUGCUGCUUCUAUUAUAAUGUCUUAUUUAUUAGGUUUUUAUUAAGUUUAAGAUGUGUGGUUUAAGGGAAUGUGUGUUUGGCAGCUUUUUUUGCCUUUUGCGUAUAGGUAACACUAGUUUAGACUGAGAAUAUGAUCUAUAUAUACUGUCUAUAUGAUAUCUGCUGUGUGUGAGAGUGUGUGAGUGUAUGGGGCAUUUUAUUUUUACAACUUGCAAAGGUUGUCAUAAUCAGGGUCUGUGUGGUUAUGAAAACUCUUAAACAAUUAUGGAAUUUAGAAAUCAUGUUUCCCGGGCUUAAAGAAGUCAUGAAAAACAAAAAAUAUCAGAAAGACUUGAAAGUUAUGUUUAAAAAAAAAAAAACCUAAUCGCUCAAGUAUUUGUGCGUAAUGAGCCCUCUGUGCAUGUGCAUCAGAGGGUUAGUGUUACGCUUCCGUCCAACUUCACUAUCUCCGUCAGUCUCUGUGCACUCAGUUAAUGAGGAAAAAUGUUUGCUAAAACAAAAACAGGGCACAACCCUCCUCAUAGGCUGCAGUCAAAACAAGCAUGGCAAUUUCAUUUAAAACUUUGAGGACACAGGCUUUAUGGUUUCAUGAAUGGUUCUCAGUUAUAUGAUAUAAAGUAUUAAGCCAAAUAUAAAAGAAUACAUGUAUUAAAAGAUUAAUACAUUAAAUUGGUACAUUAAUAGAUUGUCUACCUCACCAUUGUUAGGCAUACUUAUUGUGUGUCUAAGCAAGAGCCGAAAGCAACAACAACAAAAAAAAUAGCAAAAGCAUAUGCAAUGAGAGGGAUAUCCAAAUCAAAAGCAUGACUACAAAAUCAUUGCAGUUUUUUUUUUCAUUAAUGAAUUUAUUUAGUAAUUUUAAAUGAGUCUCAGGUUCUGAAGUAAUCAUGAAAAAGAAUGGAUUUUUUUUAAUCUAAAAGUGUAUGAACCCUGUAUAAUGGUAGUUGAACUACAUGAUAUAAAUUAACAUAUGCAAUAUAUAUA
This is a messenger RNA of Clarias gariepinus (North African catfish), 4411 nucleotides long. RefSeq names its product ferroxidase HEPHL1-like. NCBI's taxonomy places the organism in Eukaryota, Metazoa, Chordata, Actinopteri, Siluriformes, Clariidae. Gene Ontology annotation, cellular component: plasma membrane. Gene Ontology annotation, molecular function: oxidoreductase activity; copper ion binding. Gene Ontology annotation, biological process: iron ion transport. The transcript has 20 exons. The record is from RefSeq and is a predicted model, not a curated record. Bases 156 to 3404 code for a protein of 1082 amino acids.